GCCUGUCACUUGUCAUACUUGAAGUUGUCAUUUAUGGCUUCCAAUUUUUGUCUGCAACUUUUUGAUAAAACAAUGAAGUGAAAGAUGAUGGGAGAUCAGUUUCGGAAAGUUGAACAAUAUUCUCCAAAAUCGUCGCCAAGAGGGGCCAGGUCCCCUGUCGUAUCACGUCAAGAUUCUUCGGGAACAUUAAAAACAACAAUUUUGCUAGGAAAGAAUCCCUCCAUAGUCCCUAGUGGACCUUUCUAUUUAAUGAAAGAACCACCCGGAGAAUCUGAGCUAACAGGAGCCACAAAUUUGAUGACAUAUUAUGGCUUGGAACAUUCCUAUAGCAAAUUCAGUGGUAAAAAGUUAAAGGAGCAGUUAUCUUCAUUUCUACCCACUUUACCUGGUGUCAUAGAUUCCCCAGGACAACAAGACAAUAGUUCCUUAAGAUCUGUUAUCGAAAAACCACCAGUAGGUGGUAAGGAGCUUCUUCCACUAUCCAAUAUCCAAUUAGAUGGAUUUCGACUUCAUCCUGGACCUCUUCCUGAACAAUAUCGUUAUGCCAAUGCAGCCCCCAUAAAGAAACACAAAAACAAGCAUAAAAAACAUAAACACAAGGAAACAGGCCUACCUAGUCAAGAAACAGCUGUAUCUGACACAAAUAGUGAAACUCACGAGAAGAAACAUAAAAAGCAGAAACGACAUGAUGAAGAAAAGAGAAAACGGAAAAAGGAGAAGAAGAGGAAGAAGCAAAAGCAUAGCCCUGAACACAGUGCCGGUCUUACACCUAGCCAGCAUUCUAUCUAGAUAGGUUCUUAAUAUCUUAUAUAGUUAAGCAGAAAGAUUUUUUGCUUUCAGAUGUAUCAAAAUGAAUUAUUAUUGUUUAUACAUCUUAAAACAUAGUUGGAAAUCGAGGAUUUAAAAUUGGUACUAAAAUGUAUUUUAGAAAUUCAAUUAUGAUGCACCUAUAAAGGUAAUUUUAUAGCAGAUUAAUCACACCCUUUUUUCUACAGUAACUAACUGAAUAGAUAAAGGUGUAUGUAUUAGUUAUAUUAACUAUUUUUAAAUAAAAUUAUGGAUUUAUUUUUUUUUAUAGAAACAAUCAAACUUAAAAGCAGGUUUACAGUAGGACUAUUUGACACAUUUCAUUUUAUAACCAAUGGAUCAAUAUCAGCAUAUUCAACAUUCAAUUUAGAUUAGAUAUAAACUUAAACCUGUACUAUAUCAACAGUGAAUCUGCAUAUUUUUGUUCUAAAAAACGGGCUCAGGUAUGUUUUCAGUAUCUACUACAUACAGUAGAACCCCAAUUAUCCGUGCUCCUUAGGAUCAAAAAAAUGAGCAUAGCAUUUGGAAAAUUGGAAUGUGGAACAUCAAGAGCAUAAAUAGUAAAGAAAUAAAACAAGUAGAGGAAUUUGAGGCAACAGAAUUAAGUACACUAGCAAUAUCAGAGACCAAUAAAAAAGAAGAAGGAAUGGUAAAUAAAAAUGAUUAUACUAGUUUUCUCUAGUUAGUUUUUUCACAGCUAGUUUUUUCACAGUUCAUUACUGUGAUUGUGUAGAGAAACAUACUGCGGUAGCUCAAACGAAACGUAGAACAGGUGGUACUGACAGCUUGUCAAAGUUGCUUACCUGCGGAGGUAAUUAAAUCCAUUUACUAAGGCUGAAAAUCAGUACACACAUUCUAAAUUGAAUAUAAAUAAAAGUUAUUAUAGUCGGUCAGCUGUAUGACGGGACAGAGCUGGUCGGUCGGCCCCAUUGAAUGUACAGUGUUAUUCACUAUAUUUUGACCCCCUUGUAAACUGCUUUAUAUACAGAAUUAGAAAAAAAUGUAUAAUACAAAAGAUAUUCGAUUUUUUAAUUAUGAUUUUUUAACAUAUCAUACUAGUGACUUCAUCCAUUUGGGCGUGAUGACGUAAUCGACUAUUUUUUUGAAAUGAGAAUAGGGGUCGUGUGCUAGCUCAUUUGAAAGGUUAUUCAAUUCUCUAUUGAGUAAUAUAAACAAUCUCAUUUUUCCCUUUAGUUAUGCAAUAUGAAGUCACUUCAUUAUUGAAGUUAUUUUUAAAGUGACUGAGUGAUGAAAGAAAGCAAAAUAUUAUUUCCUGUUUAAUUGUUAUAUUAACAAACAACUAUUGUGAAGAUACAUUUUGAAUUUAACAAACAUCAAAAAUAUAAACCUAAAACCGAGGAAUAUACACGCUUAUAGAACGCUAAAAGAGGGGGGUAUGGUUUGAAUUUUUUAUUUUUUUUUAAUUAUUUUAAACGAAAGUGCAUAACUUCAAGAACACUCUCUGAAAAUUUCAGAUUUAUCGGAGUAAAAUUACCGAAGAUAUACAUCAUGUUGAAUUGUUCAUCUUCUCUUUUAUAGAUUACUCCGCGAUUCAAAUAUAUACAUAUUCCGGUGUGCAUUACUUGACGAUUUGACAGACAAAACUGCUUUUUCAAAGGCGUUGGACACUGUAACUAAAAAACUACUCGAGAAAUCCACCUAAGAUUUUGCAUAUAUUUUCUAUAGACAUUUCGUGAGGUAAAGCUGUCGAGAUUUAUUUGUUUUUAUGCUUAUUUUUGGCUUAACAAUAAUAAAUAUGUUGAUUUUCACCGUUUUUGUUAGAAAGAAUUUCGUUUUUUUUUUUAAUUUUCGAGUGAUACCAAGGACUCAAAAAUCGUUAAAAAUAAAAAUAUUCGACCGCAUUAUCUCGAGAAACUUAUUAAGCUAAUAAAAUCUUAUUAAAUUUUUUGUUUCACAUAAUCCAGUAACGAAGUUCUGAUGAAAUCAAUUUUUUUUAAGUGUCUGUAAAAAUUUGCCACCGUUGGGUCUAUUUUUCAAAAUUUUUGUUUGAAAUUUUUUGUUUAAUAUUAUUUGAAUUGUACUUGAAAAUGUAAUCGUAAAUUGUCAGUUUUAGACAAUUCAGUCAUUGCUUACCGUAAUUAAUAAUUUUCUCUGAAAAAUGAAAAUAUCUCAGAAACUAAUAAACUUAGACAUAGGGAAUGUUAUUAAAAAAUUAAAGUACGGUAAUAGUACUUUUCGAUAGUGAUAUAAAAUACAGGGUGUUUCAUUUAAAAUUACUGAGAAAAUAAUGUAUUUGCGUUUUGACUCACCCUGUAUUCAAUAUAAAGAAAAUUAGGAAUAUCAAUAAUUUAUGAAAAUUUUGACAAAUAAAAAAAUAUGGCAUCAAUAAACCAUUGCCGUUGUGCUUAUUUUUAUUUAUACAGGGAGUUGAACUUGUUACGAUUUUCAUAUAAAAUUUGUUAUAAUUUUGUAAAUAUCCUGCAUAAUAUACCAAACCUUUAUAUUUUUGUAAUGGGGAAGUUACAUUUCGAAUAUAAAAUAAAAUAUAGGGUGUUCCAUUUUAAAAAAACAUAAGUUUGGCGUGCCACUAUGUUAUAGAACACCCUGUAACAUUCUAAAUCAAAUCAUUAAGUCACCUACACAUACAAAGAUUCAAAUUGAGGCCCAUAUAUGAGGCCAUCUCAGAUUUUGUCUUUUACAAAAAUGGCGGGCAUUCAAAUGAAUCUGCUGCACAUAGGUACAUGUGAAGAUACGUUAUGCAUUUAUUAAAUGGUAAUUAACAUAACUAAAAAGUUCAAAAUAUUUCGUUAAAUAUUUUUACUCUCUUUUAAAAAAAUUAAUAUAUACAGGGUGAAAGAAUUGAAAAAGAACAACAUAUUUUUACAUAAAAACCAGGAAAAACACAACUUUUGGUAAACCGAUUCUUCCGGUUCAAGACCUUGAUCUUAUACAUAAAAAAAAGCUAUAUACCAAAUUUGGUUGAAAUCGGACUUUUCGUUCAAAUGUUAUCGUGCUAUUAGUCACAUAUGUUUGUAUUGUCGCCAUUUUGAAUUCCCGCCAUUUUUGUAAAAGGCAAAAUCUGUAAGUAUAUUAAUUUUUUAGAGUGGGUUGGUUGCAAAUAUUCUUAUUUACAGUUGAUACGAAGGAUAUCGUCUCCAUUAGACGUAACAUUCUAGAACAGUGUAUAUUCGUUGAAAAAAGUGCGUUUGUUUAUUAAACUGAUAAAAAUAUUUUAUUUUUUACCUUUUUGGUAUCAAGUGGUGUAGAUAAUUUUUGUUUAGCACAGAAACAGAUGAACCACUCUUGCAGCGCUACCCUGUGGAUCCACAAAGUGGCUUAAACAGGCCAUUUUGUAGCGAGAUUGGUUUUGUAAUGGACGCCACUAGCAACGAAGAUCGGCGACAGUGGCUGGACUUUAUGAAUCCACUCAGUAGCUCUGCAGAGUGGCUCGUCUGUUUCUGUUCUUACGGUGUACAUAAUAUUUCUGCUUUACUAUAUCAAUAGUUUCAAUCCUUUUAAUUUAUAAAGUAUUGUAAGUAAUUUUAAGAUAUUUAUAUGGUUUAAUUAUUUGAAAUAUAUCAUCUGUUAUUUUUUA
Molecule: messenger RNA, 4363 nt
Organism: Diabrotica virgifera virgifera (western corn rootworm)
Lineage: Eukaryota; Metazoa; Arthropoda; Insecta; Coleoptera; Chrysomelidae
Gene: MED19
Product: mediator of RNA polymerase II transcription subunit 19
Exons: 3
Coding region: 85-789 (234 amino acids)
Biological process (GO): positive regulation of transcription by RNA polymerase II
Cellular component (GO): mediator complex
Molecular function (GO): transcription coregulator activity; transcription factor binding
Source: RefSeq, a predicted model, not a curated record